UCUCCAGCUUUUUUCAUUUUAUCUGCAAAAGUUUUGACUAGGGACCUUAAUUUUUUAAUGGAAAAUGACAGAUAUAAAGGAUUUGACGUGCCAAAAUGGAGUUACAAGAUCAAUCAUCUUGCUUAUGCAGAUGAUACCAUUAUAUUUACUUCUGCUGAUUCAGUUUUUUUGAAGAUGAUCAAGAAUACCCUACAAGAGUACGAGAAGGUAUCUGGACAGAUGAUUAAUGUUAGCAAAUCAUUUUUCUACAUGCAUCAAAAGGUUGUAGAUGCAUUAGUUCAAGAGGUGGCUUCAAUUACAGGUUUUCAAAGAGUAGUAAGGAAGAAGUCAGAAGCAGACACUAGACAUCUUGGCUCAAAUUGUGCUUACUAACAGAUGAAGGAGGAAUGGGUUUUAGAACCUCAUUCUGAUACUUUGUUUUCGCAACGAUGGUGGAAUUUCAGAACAUCAGGCACAUUAUGGUCCUUUUUUAUGUGGAACAAAUAUUGCAAGAAGAAAAUUCCAACCAUGGUAUCAUGGAGGAGAGGCUCACAACUUUGGAAGAAGAUGCUUGAAGUCAGAGAUGAAGUGGAACAUAAUAUUUGGUGGGACCAAAGAAUGGCUCAACAAGCUUUUGGUAUGAUAAUUGGUCCAAGUUGGGUCCUUUAUAACAACUUGUACCAAUAGAUCAGGGGACUACUGAUGUAGAAGUAAAACAAUUCUGCCAGGGUGAAAGGUGGAAAGAAGAUCUGCUAUCUUAGCAUUUACCAAACAAUUUGGUAAAGUACAUUCUUUAGAAAUAUCCUAUGAGAGUGCAUUCUGUAAACUAAUGGUAAAUAUAUAGUAAAAAGUGCUUGGGAAGCUAUAAGGUAUAAAGAGGAUAAACAAUGGUUCUUUAAGCAGAUGUGGUUGAAUGGUUCACCUUUCAAGAUAUUCUUUUUUAUGUGAAGAGUGUGGAUGAAAAAA
Messenger RNA from Capsicum annuum, 945 nucleotides. RefSeq lists its product as uncharacterized. The record is from RefSeq and is a predicted model, not a curated record. The transcript has 2 exons. Bases 58 to 372 code for a protein of 104 amino acids. NCBI's taxonomy places the organism in Eukaryota, Viridiplantae, Streptophyta, Magnoliopsida, Solanales, Solanaceae.